AUGAAUAAUCGCCAACCACCAUCUGCUUUAUUUCAGCUGAAAAUUUUUAAAAUACAGUCAGAUGUUCAUGAAGAGACAACUGUUGGAAGUAUAUUUAAUUCAUAUAAAUUUGUACUUUUUUAUCUUUUAAAAAGUAGUGAUCGAUUGCAUCUUGAUUUAAAUAUACUUAUUCCACAACUUAUUUCAAAUAGAAUUAAUGAGGAAAAAAAUGCUGAUAAGAAUAGUAAAACGUCGUCAAAAUUGAAACAAUUCUUUAGUUUAAAGAAAAAGAAAAUUAAAAAGGAGGAAACAGAAGGUAUAUCAUAUGUAGGAGAAAAUGUAGUAAUUUUAUUUGAUAUUGACAAUAACUCUAAUUGUGAUUACACAAAUCUCCUAAAUUCAAUAAAUAUCCCAUCUAAUCAGAAAGAUUUAUGGUACAGAUUGAACAUUGAUUCCCCAUCUUUUCUAGGGAAAUUUUUACGAACACUUCAUUAUAGUAAAAUUCCUUUACUUACAUUAAUUGAAACUGAAUCAAAGAAGAUUAUGACAUAUGAAGCUAAACGUUGGUUAAUGGAAGAUCCAUGUGGAGCUAAUUAUCCAUGGUUUGAUGAACCAUUGUCAUCAAUAUUUAAAGGUAAACUGUAUAAAAAAGAUGAAGAUGGUAAUGAAAAAAAUAAAAUUGAAGUUGAUUAUUCAACAAUUUCUUCAACUGUUAAAGCUCUUAUAUUUGGAGCAAAUUGGGCACCUCCAUGUAAAAAUCUUGUUAAACAACUAAUACCAAUUUAUAAACAAAUGAAAACAUCUAAAAUAAAUAUUGAAUUUAUCUUUUGUAGUAGUGAUUUAAGUGAAAGCUCUUACAAAGCGUUUUAUAGCCAAAUGCCAUGGUAUGCUUUUCCUUAUGAUAAAGUUAGAUUGGGAAAUUUAUCAAAAACCAUAGGCAUAUCAGAUAUACCUGCAAUUGUUAUAGUUGAUGAAAAUGAUAAAAUUAUAACAAAACAUGGAAAAAGUUGUCUUUUAUAUGAUCAAUUUGGUAAAAACUUUCCAUGGAAUAGAAAACCAAUGUAUGAGUUAAAUGAAGCUACAGCAUCAAGAUUAAAUGAUGGUUUAUCAUUAGUACUAUUUACGGAAGGAACACCAGAAGACGUCAAAUUUUCUGUUGAAAUUCUUAAACCAAUUAGUGAAGAGUAUUCAAUAGUUAAAGAAAAUAAUUCAAAUUCUGAUGAAGAUAAAUUAAAUAAUACAGGUGUAACAAAAAGUACUUCACUAGCUUCAAUGGAUAGUAUUAUGACUAUUCAAGAUAAUAUACAAAUUUUUUAUACUGGUGAAGAUCCUAUUUGUGAUCAUAUAAUGGAUAAUCUAGGACUUGGUGAUGCGGAACUUCCUUUGAUAGCGAUAAUUGACAUUCUUUCUGGAACAUUAGCUUUAUGUGACAAUCCGGAUGUCUCAGGAGACAUCAUAUCACAAUUUAUACUAGAUUAUAAAAAUGAUAAAGUACCUUUGAUAAAUCUACCUUCAUCAAAAACUGAAAAGACACAAAAAGUUGGGGGCAUUCCCAUGAAAGUUAUUGAACAAGCUUUAGAUAAAACAAUGGUUCAAGAAACAUCAUAA
Molecule: messenger RNA, 1587 nt
Organism: Strongyloides ratti
Lineage: Eukaryota; Metazoa; Nematoda; Chromadorea; Rhabditida; Strongyloididae
Product: Nucleoredoxin
Exons: 4
Coding region: 1-1587 (528 amino acids)
Source: RefSeq, a predicted model, not a curated record